CUGCGCCCCUCCACCUUCUCUCUCUCUCUCUCUCUCUCUGCGUUUCAAAAGGAAGGGGAGUUGGCUUAGAGCGAGAGGUCUGGACGGAAGAGUAGAAUCUGCGCCACUCUCUCUCUUUCUCUCUCUCUCUUUGUGCGAGAUCGAUCAAUCCAGUCCCAGAGCUUAGGGUUUAGGGUGUCCUCUAUGCGAGAUCCAUCUCCUGCGAGGGCCGAAUCAUCUCCCGAUCGUCUACAGUCUGCCUUCAAUCGGUACAGUCUCAUCCCCCCGAUCGGCCUGUCUUCUCCAUAACAUGGUGGCGAUCUCGUCGGUUUCAUGCACGAGUCGCUCUAUCGACACUCACAGGUUUACUGCUCCCAAUUAGCUCGACUCGGAUAAUUAGGGUUUCUCGUCUUUCGUUUCGUGGACUGUGGCUAUGUAUAUUGAGGAAUUGGACGAAGAAGAGGUGGGCGCUGGGUUAGAGGAGACUGCCUCCGAUGGAAUUGACGCUGUUCUUGGUGAUAGAAAAGGAAGUGUGGUCCCGAUUGAAGUUAAGCGGGUGUUGAUUGGAGCAGGGGCUCGCGUAUUGUUUUAUCCCACUCUGCUUUACAAUGUUGUGAGGAAUAGGAUUCAGCCUGAGUUCAGGUGGUGGGAUAGAAUCGCUGAGUUUAUAUUGCUAGGCGCAGUUCCAUUCCCAGGCGAUGUCCCGUGUCUAAGGGAGCUUGGUGUCCAUGGUGUGAUUACAUUAAAUGAGCCAUAUGAAACAUUGGUUCCGACAGCUCUUUACCAUGCACAUUGCAUUGAGCAUUUGGUGAUUCCCACAAGAGAUUACUACUUUGCUCCAUCCCUAUAUAAUAUAUGCCAAGCAGUGGAGUUUCUACAUAAAAAUGCUUCUUGUGGGCAAACUACGUAUGUUCAUUGCAAAGCUGGUCGGGGUCGUAGUACAACCGUCGUUAUAUGUUACUUGGUGAAACACAAACACAUGACGCCUGAAGCUGCAUAUGAUUAUGUCAAGUCCAUCCGUCCAAGGGUGCUUCUAGCUUCUUCACAGUGGAUGGCUGUUCAGGAGUUCUACCAUCUUUAUGUGAAGAAAGGUGGUGUUUAUGGUCACAUACCUGAUCUUUAUACAAAAGCCCCUGUUGCCAAAAUUUGUCCUCGAGGUCAGGUUUCCUUUGAUGAUGGCUCUGUAGUUGUGGUAACGGAGUCGGAUCUUGUUGGAUACAAUCCGUGUCUCGAAUCUGACAAUGUCAGACCAGAGAUAUGGGCAGAUCUAAGGGUUGUCUACCGUGUGCGAGUUGCUGGUCAGGCAGCACUGGCAAGGAUCUCAUGCCUGUGGCUGCAAUACCGUGAGCAACAGAAGAUUCCUGGAGAGAAGAUAGGUGCUGAGGAGAACUGCAUCAGCGGUGGCCAUGUUGAAGGUAUUAGUGUGGAUAUCCAUGUCUACUAGCGGAAAUAUGUGGUAAGAUGCCUGCUUUACUCUAAUGUGAUAGCCCUCUCCUUGUACAUCCCACGAUGAAUAAUUUACAUAAAUCAGUGGGGCUGUCUGGUUUCUCCUCUGCUGUGUAUAGUUGAGAGUUGUAAACUUUUUAACUUGAAGGGCAUCCGAGCGAUGGGAAUGUGUGUACUGUACCUACCUGGGCUCGGGUUGGGGCUCUUAGAUGAGCCCAGUAAUGGAAAUGUAAUUAUGAGUCGUCCGUAAGUAAAUGUAAGAAUCGAAGAGGCAAGGCAAUUAAGUGGGUUACUUUGAUUAAGA
Punica granatum (pomegranate) is the source of this 1729-nucleotide messenger RNA. The record is from RefSeq and is a predicted model, not a curated record. NCBI's taxonomy places the organism in Eukaryota, Viridiplantae, Streptophyta, Magnoliopsida, Myrtales, Lythraceae.